CCACCACUUCCUUAUUCUAAUUCCACAUUUCCUCUCGCUCCCCACCCCCUUCCCUCUGCAUUGCCUCCUCCUCCUCCUCUUCUCCUCUUCUGGCUCGUGUGAUCUCUCACCUCUCUCUCUGGGCCUCGCGCGCACGCGGAAUCGAACUCGUCUCUUUGUCUGGAGUAGGCGCCUUACUCGUUGGAUCGGCGGCGUGGUGACGGAGCAGUACCUUUCGACGCAAGGUUGGAGCUUUGCACUCCCGGUUCCUUGUUGCUUGAUCUCGAUGCGAGUCUUUGGCUUUGUGAUUCUCAAAGGGCUUUCUUUCGGGGGGACGUCUAAGAAAUUGACGGACAUAUCUAACUCAUUGGUACUUGCAAAAUGGGUUGCUUUACCAUCUUGAAGCACAAGAAGAAGAAAAGUGGCAAUUUGUCUAGCAGAAAACCCCCCAACAUCAAAGAGAAUGCAACAUUCACACUUCCUGUGCCAGAGUCCCAUGGGCCGUCUCUCCAAUCUGCCCCUCCAAGUUUCAGAAACCGAACAAAAUCUCAAUCUGCCAGUCAAUAUCCAAACAUCAGAACCAGAGCAUUGUCUGCCCCUUCUAGCCUUGUUGUGGCUGAGCGGGAUGCUCUUGCUUCCAUGGAGUUUGAUGACCAAGAGGAGUAUAGGGGCAGAGGUCGGGUGGUGAAGGACCAACACUUUUCAAAUCCUCUACCUCUUCCACUCCCGUCGCCGCAGGCCAACUCAGUUUUAAAGAAUUUGGGAAGCUUCAAGUCAAGCAGCGCCAGCGGUCCUAUUGCCCCCUCUGGCCCACUCCCAUUGCCACCACUAGGGGGAGGUUUCCGGAAAUUCUCAUAUGAAGAAGUUUCAAGUGCAUGUCUGCAUUUCUCUGCUGACCGUUGCAUUUCAGAAGGCACCUCAUCUACAAUUUAUAAGGCAAGCUUUAGCGAUGAUACGAUGGGGUCGAAGAAGACUGAAGCCACAGUUACUCGCGUAUUGCAUUCCAUGCAGGGGUUGAAGGAAUUUGUUAACGAGGUGAAUGUGCUAGCUUCACUGCAGCACCCUAACCUUUGUAAGCUGAUUGGAUUUUAUGCUCAAGAGGGUUCUGGUGAGCGGAUAUUGAUUUACGAGAGGCUUCACCAUGGAAGUUUAGAUCGGCUGCUUCAUGGAAGAUCAGAUGGUCCAUCCAUCGGUUGGUGUACAAGGAUGAAAGUGGCUCUCUGUGCUGCAAGAGGUCUUGCAUUUUUACAUGAAGAAGGCCCUUUUCAGGCCAUGUACCAUGAGUUUUCAACAUCAAAUAUACAAGUUGACAAGGAUUUCAGUGCGAAGCUAUCAGGAUACGGAUGUGUCUGUUACAAUCCGGAGACAAGCAUUUCAAGUUCUUCUAUUGCUUGCCUAUCAUUGGAGACCUUGGAGAAAGGGUUGCUGACUCCUAAGAGCAAUGUGUGGAGUUUUGGAAUUGUCCUUCUUGAACUGCUGACCGGCCGGAGGAAUCUUGACAGCCGAUAUCCUAAAGAAGAACGGAACAUUGUGAAGUGGAGUAGACCUUUUCUUGAUGAUGAUUGCCGCCUGUCGCUUAUCAUGGAUCCCCGCAUCAAAGGACGGUUCCCUUCCAAAGCUGCCCGAACUGUUGCAGACAUUGCGAUGAAAUGCCUUCAGAAGGAUCCUUCGGAGAGGCCCACCAUGAGGACCAUCGUGGAAUCACUGGAGAAUGUCCAAGACAUGAAAUACCCUAGCCGCUACCCUCUUCAGGAGCCAUCCGUUGUUUCAGGAAAACAGAUGCUAAAGUCUCAAAGCAUAAAUGGUAUCAUCAUCCCCACACCACCACCACCAACAAAUUUCUCACCAUCGCCGCCACAACCACUAUCGUCCCCAAGAGUUUCAUUGUCCAUCCCACUUCCGCGACGAAGCUGUUCUACCACAGUUUCACUAGAAGAUAAUAGGAUAAGCAGCAGCAGCAGGAAACCACCCUCACCUACGCUGCCGAGGCCUAGAGUUGAAGGUUUUUAAUUGUCCAUAUUUUUUUCUUCUUAUUUUUUAUUUUUGUGCCUUAUAUAUUUUGUGAUUUUGGCGUGCUAUAUGAAUACAUGGUAUACCUGUCUACCACUCAACAGUAGGGAAAAGGGUUACAAUUUAUUUGUAGAUAAAAGAUCAGUGCCAGCCUUGCAUUAUGAUUGGAACCAAUCAGUUAGUUCUCUGUUAUGGUGAAGUGCAGAGUGGACUUUGUUCAGCCUCUGUAUAUAAUUUAGAUCUGCUUGUCUUCUGCUAA
Molecule: messenger RNA, 2248 nt
Organism: Musa acuminata AAA Group (dessert banana)
Lineage: Eukaryota; Viridiplantae; Streptophyta; Magnoliopsida; Zingiberales; Musaceae
Product: probable serine/threonine-protein kinase PBL15
Exons: 5
Coding region: 361-1989 (542 amino acids)
Biological process (GO): protein phosphorylation
Molecular function (GO): protein kinase activity; ATP binding
Source: RefSeq, a predicted model, not a curated record